AUGUUUUAUAUCUUCUUUCUCUUCUCUCUUUCCUCUCUAUUUAACAAGCUAAAGAGAAAGAAAAGGAAAAAAAAAGAACACAACGAAGUCCAGGAAGAAAAAAAAAAGCAGAUGAGAAAGAAGAAGAAAAAGUCGAAGUUGAAGAUUUUGAGAUGA
Trichophyton benhamiae CBS 112371 is the source of this 156-nucleotide messenger RNA. RefSeq lists its product as uncharacterized. Bases 1 to 156 code for a protein of 51 amino acids. Lineage: Eukaryota; Fungi; Ascomycota; Eurotiomycetes; Onygenales; Arthrodermataceae. The transcript has a single exon. The record is from RefSeq and is a predicted model, not a curated record.